Molecule: messenger RNA, 2985 nt
Organism: Symbiodinium sp. CCMP2592
Lineage: Eukaryota; Dinophyceae; Suessiales; Symbiodiniaceae
Source: the annotation of a GenBank genome assembly
AUGUUAGAUGGCUCCAGUGCAGCCAGGCUGGUGGCAGUCCUUCUGGGACUGCUGCUUGCCGCAAGCGCUGUACGUCAUUCCCGUCCUGACAUGCUGCAGCCUGACGAGGAUGUGGACGUCUUAGAUUCUGGCAAGUUGGUGCUGAGUGAGACAGAUGCCUCCCUUCUGGAAGCGCGCUCAGAACAGUGCUUUGGCUUCCCGGUUUCGGGAGAGGCAGUCGUGGACCAGAGCACACCUGUGGAGAGCAACUGCACAUGGCGCGGAGAGCGUGGGCUGAAAGUGGUUCUCAGAGCGCCGUUGACUUUCAAAGGCAGCCUGCUCCUGAACGGCGAGUUGCACAUCACGGCUGAAGCGGAGAUGAAUGAACCCUGCAUUACCGUGCUUGGGGAGCUGGUGGUGGACGGGCAUGUCAGCUUCUCUUCCUGCGUCAACAAACAACCGUGGAACAAAGGUGGGGCCAUCCACACAAGUGGCGACCUGUCGAUUUCUGCUGGCAGCACCCUCGAGUUUGACAACUGUUACGCGUGGGACGGUGGCGGCUUCAGUGUUUCCGGAAGCUUACAUCAAGGCGACCGCAGUCUUGUGCGUCUCCAUAGCUGCCGGGCCAGGUAUAGCGGCGGUAGCUUGCAGGUUCUGAACGAUUUCAACCAAGGCUUGGGUGCUGUUCUCCAUGUGGAGAACAGCACAGCACUGGACGGCGGGUGCGCAUGGAUUUCCGGACAUUUGCGUCAAGACGACGAUAGCUCUGCGUACUUCAGGAGCUGCCAAGCCGGAGAAAACGGGGGUGGUCUGUAUGUGGGCUCAGUGACCCAAAGCGUGAACGCCCAGCUUCAGGCAAAAGACUGCGCGGCAGGAUCAGGUGGCGGCCUGCGCAUUCGCAACAACUUCGCACAAGGCUUUAAUGCCACGCUCCAUGUGGAAGACUGCACAGCUCGACAGACGGGUGGCGGGGUCUCUGUUCUAGGAGGGUUUUAUCAAGGCGUGCACAGCUCGGCGCGGUUGACGAACUGCAGGGCGUUGAAGGCCGGAGGUGGUGUGUCCGUCGAACAAGAAUUUCUUCAAGGUAUGCAUAGUUCCGUGCAGUUUGCGAAUUGCACAGCAGGGGAGACUGGUGGUGGCCUUAAUGUUCUCGGAGAUCUCAUCCAGGUUUUCGAUUCUUCCCUUCAUGCGGAGAACUGCCUAGCAGGAACGAGUGGCGGCGGCGUCGCCGUCAAAGGAGAUUUUUUUCAAAACGUGCAUAGCUCGGCGAGGUUUGUGAGCUGCACUGCAGAGGAGACUGGUGGAGGACUCUACGUCACCAACUUUUCUCAAGAGAACGAAAGCUACGUUGAGUUUAAGAAUUGCACCGCUGUUCGACAUGGUGGUGGCCUCUAUGCUCGGGACACCUUUGCUCAGAGAGCCGGUGGUCGGAGUCACUUCACGGGAUGCACAUCGUUGCAGCAAGGUGGCGGAGGCCUCGCAACACUUAUGCUAGCCUCGAGCGGCUCCAUGCAUUUUAGUUCGUGCUAUGCUGAAGCAGGAGGCGGGCUCUACAUCGCAGAAGGUGGACGCAUUCAGUGCGCAGGUUCUCUGCUUUUGCAGGACUGCUCAGCCAAAACAUUUGCCGGUGGAAUGCUAAGUCACGCUCCUGGAGAAGGAGCCAUUGCAAGUCUGCGCGUUGAGGGCUGCAGGGCCUUAAAAGCUUCGGCGCUUCUGAUGACCGUCAUCGCAUCAGACCUGCAUCUCAAGGAACUGUACCUGAUGGAUAACACGGCAAGCGAUCACAUUGAUAUUAGCACGCUGGGCGGCCUGACAGUUGGGGCCGCGCAGCUUCAUUCUCGACAGGGUCGUGGUGUCCAAAUCGUCGCGGAACAGUCUUUGCAUCUUGAAGAUGUGAUGGACUGCACCAGCGUCGCUCGAUGCAGCUUCUCCUCAAAGGAAUUCGAUGUCACUGGAUUUCGGUGCCCCAUCGGCACGGGAGCGAGGGCCAUCUUGAAUGCAGCUGUUCGAGGAUGCUUGGAUUGCACCGAGGGCUACACACAGGUCAUCCAGGGCAACAACGGGUCGUGUCAGCGAUGUCCUGACCAAGCAAGCCAGUGCUUCGCCAGCCACUUUAGGAUGGACAAUGGUGCGAUGGUGCAAACGACGAAUAUCAGCCGCAGCUUCCGUUGCCCAAACGAGGCCGCAUGCCCCGGUGGUGACAUGCCGCAUGGAGCCCUGAUGUGUGCAGAAGGCUACGAUGGCACAGGCUGCGCUAUGUGCGGGGAGGGUCAUGCGAUGGCAGACCGCAGCGUCCUCUCGUGUUCCCGCUGCAGCGACGAGAGACACGUCCGGGCAAUUCAGUGGAUGCUCUUCCUCUCCCAGCGUGCGAUUCUCUUCGCUGUCACGUCCAUGAGCGCGAUGCGUGCCAAAAGCACUGGCGACUUGAAGAACAGCAGCAUCUGGUUGAACCAGAUGAUGGCCUUUGCGACCAUCUCCAGCAUGAUUUUGACGGCGGUUAUGCAGACUGAAACGGCAAAGGAUAUGAAGAGCACAGCAAUCACUUUCUUGGUUGGCGCUGCCAGGGGCGUGGCAGAAUUUGGGUCAGGUGAGGGUUCCCUGGGGACCGCCUCACAGUGUCUGCUGGUGUACAUUGGCUUGGAGCCGACCCUGUGGGGUUCUCACCUGUUGGACGUCGCAGUGGCGACGCUUUUCACGGCAGUGGUAUCAUUGGCAACAGACAGCCGCCUUGCUCUCAUAGCUGGAAUGAACUGCUUCUUGCCCGGCAUCAUAGCGGACUUCGGCAAGUACAUGGUCUGCUACCGCUUAGAGCCAGCGCCUGAACUGCCCGUUUCUACCAGAUGGUGCCAAAGGCAUCGGAUUUGGCCAGGUGUCUGCUGCUCUCCUCCUCUUUGUAGCCGCCGCCAUUUGGGGAUGGAUCCGACUCUCCAGCUCAACGGAGGAUCCUCCCCCACGUCAUGUGGUCUUCCUGAGGAGCAAGUACAAAGAGACGUAUGCCCUGUUUGA